Phoenix dactylifera (date palm) is the source of this 1084-nucleotide messenger RNA. The record is from RefSeq and is a predicted model, not a curated record. NCBI's taxonomy places the organism in Eukaryota, Viridiplantae, Streptophyta, Magnoliopsida, Arecales, Arecaceae.
UCUCUAGAUCUGUAGAUCUCUACGCUCCACGCUAUAUAUCACCAAGCUCUUCCAUUCUCCCAUUGCAUCCAACACACAGCAAACACUACUUUCUCCCUUCCUCUCCUCAUUUGAGAGGAAGUGAAACAAAGGAAAGCCAUGGCCUUCCAUGCGCCAACUCUAGCUCUAGCCAUUUCCCUCGCCCUCCUCUCCACCUGCAUUGCCCAAUCACCGGCCUCCUCCCCCUCCGCCACCACCAACCCCCCGCCAGCCACCCCCGCCACACCCCCUCCAACCACCACCUCUCCUCCCCCCGCCGCCAACCCGCCACCCGCCGCAACUCCACCCCCUGUCACCACUCCACCGCCUGCCGCCAAGCCACCGCCGGCCACCCCGCCUCCCGUCGCCACUCCGCCACCAGCCACCCCUCCACCCGUCGCCACCCCGCCGCCGGCCACCCCUCCACCCGUCGCCACUCCGCCUCCGGCCACCCCUCCUCCAGUCGCCACUCCGCCGCCCGCCACCCCUCCACCGGCCGUGCCGCCGCCACCCAUGGCACCGCCACCCGCUCCAGUGCCCCCAGCAUCGCCGCCAGCUGCCACGCCCGCGUCCUCCCCUCUGAAGGCGACCCCUUCACCGGCUCCCGCCACCUCGGCACCGACUCCGUCGAAGAUUCCGUCCCCCUUGGCUUCCCCUGGUCCGGCAUCGGCGCUGACUCCAGCGGCGGAGCCAGCGUCGUCCACCACAGCUGAUUCAGGCGCCGGUGUGCAUGGUGUCGGCAUGGGGGUGCUUGCAUUGGUUGGGGCUGCUGUGAUGCUUCUCUAGAGGAUCGUUGCAGCCUUGGACCGUCGUACGAUGCAUUUAUUUGGAUUUGAUCCUAUAUAUAUGUUUUUUUCUUUUUUUGAUGAAAUUUGAUCCUAUUUGUAGAUUGGGAAUAUUGUCAUUGCUGUGAUAGCCCUCACUUAUAUUUUUCUUUACUUUGUUUGUCUUUCUUUUUGUGGAAUUCGAGGACGUCAUUUGAGAGGGGGCCUGAGGACUGCUGCAUAUAUUUUUGUAUCAUCAUUUUGACUUAGAUGAAUAAGAUGAGGCCAUUAUUGUCUGUGCA